Messenger RNA from Parasteatoda tepidariorum (common house spider), 3673 nucleotides. RefSeq names its product FK506-binding protein 15. The record is from RefSeq and is a predicted model, not a curated record. NCBI's taxonomy places the organism in Eukaryota, Metazoa, Arthropoda, Arachnida, Araneae, Theridiidae. Gene Ontology annotation, molecular function: peptidyl-prolyl cis-trans isomerase activity.
ACGAUUUCAUCUGUCACCUGAGAUAAAAUGAAAACAAACAUCGUUGUAGUUUAGUUCUACCCCUUUGUCGCAUUAAUCUUUUUAAAAUUAUAUUAAAUAAAAGCUAUUCAGUGUUUAAUACUUUAAAAGUUUCAUAAGUACUCAGUAUAAGACACGUUAUAUUUUCAGUCGCAUCUUUAUGUUGUCUUUAAAAUUGUAUUUAAGAAAUUUAACUAUGCAGAUAUUUUAAAAAUAGAAUUUCAACUAGUUACUCAUCAAUUCCACCAUGCAAUUUCCAAAUAUUGAAGAUGAUGAAGGAGAUUUUGGUGUGAAUUCCACUACUAGAUCAAGACUUUCGAGUUUGUUCCAAUCUGAGAAAGCUAGUGGAGAUGUCAACCAAGCAUUAACGUUUACAGCUCCAAAGCAACCAAAAAAGAAUGAUAAUUCUCAAAGCAAUCAAGGAACUGGAACUUUAAAAUUAAUCCAUGCAUCAGCUGUAAAUGCUUAUAAAUUAGUUGAUGGUAACUAUACAGUGCAAGGAAAAUUGGGGUGUGCAAUAUUAGGCUGGCAUGAAGCUAGUAAUUAUCAAAUCUUAUUGUAUAAAGGAAAACAAGUCAAAGUAGCUACCUGUAAUAUUCAUCAACUUUUUAAAUUCCAAGUUCAGCAAAAUAACUAUGCAAUGUUUUAUGAUGAUAGAAAUGAAAACUGGUCCAUUAAUUUUGAUGUCGAAACAGCCCUUGUUGAAUUUGCUAAACAGAUUGCUCUAGCUAAAGCCAAUAGUCUUGAUAAAAAUCAGCCAUCCUUAAUAAUACAAGACCUUACUCUAGGAGAAGGUCCAACUCUGGAUACUGGAGACUCUGCCGAGGUCAAAUAUACUGGCUGGUUGUUAACAAAUUAUGUUUUUGGUCAAGUCUUUGACACCAACAUGCAGUCUGAAUCAGCUUUUCGAUUGCGACUUGGGAAAAAAGUUAUUAAGGGAUGGAGUGAAGGCUUAGUUGGAGCUCAAAAAGGAACCAGACGUCUUCUAAUUGUUCCACCUCACUUAGCCUAUGGUGCCGAGGGCAUGGGCAGUGCGGUUCCACCAAAUUCUACACUUAUUUUUGAAAUCAUAGUAGCUAAAGUCAAAGUAUCUCGAGAUUCCUCACAUUCACCGAGCCCAUUAAAAGCAGCAGAGAAUUUACCAGAAAAAAAACCUGAAGUACAGCCUCGUCAUUCCUCCAUAAGUUCUGAAGAUAAUAUUCGACAACGAGGGGCUUCUAUUUCAGAACAGUUAACACAGAGUCCCAAGAAGGAUAAGGCUCAGUUGAUUUCUCGAAUGGCAAAAAUGGGAACUGCUACUUUACCUUUUCAUGGAGCGAUUCCAGCUCAAGUUGAAAGUGAUUCUGAAAGUGAAGAAGAUGUUCAGGAUGCAAAAGCUACUCCUCCUGUCCAACUUGGUGGAUCCAGAACAUCUUCACCUAAACCUGCUUCGAGAUCUUCCUCUAGAAAGAAUUCUGAUCAUCUGAUUUCAGCUCAACCUGCUCAACUUCAAUCUGUUCAAGAAGCAAAUGUAUUUCAUGCCAAUCAACAGCCAAGUGCAUCAGUACCAUUUUAUCCACCAGCAGUUUUAACUAAUCACCCCUCUUUUAAUCCAUCCCCUGGGGCCUAUCCUGCUUUUCAACCACAAAUGACUAGUCAAUAUCAACUGUCUCAAUAUUCCCUACAAGGCAUGCCAAGUUUGGUCCCACAGGUGACAACUAGUAUGGUGGACACUCACCUACCUAUGUUAAUUACUGAAACUCGAAGUCAAAACACUGAAGUGAGACUAAGCUUGUCUAAAAUUACUGAGAAGAUAGAUACUGUGAUACAAAAGGUAGAUGAUGUACGCUAUAAUCAAGGAAGGUCAGUAGGAUUGAGUCAUUCAUCACAUAUGGAUAGUUCUUUGCUCUUGCAGAGCAUAGAAAAAAUUGUUCAGGAAAACAGCCAACUGAAAGAAGAUGUUGAAGUUAAAAACUCCAAGAUACAAUCGCUGAAUGAAAAAAUUUAUGAUCUCUUACAAAGAAAUCAAAGGUUUUUUGAAGAAAGUAAUAGUAUGUUGGAACAGAAAAGUGAUUCUCUUCAUGCAGCCUCUGCUGAAACUCAAGCUAAAAUUAUAGUUUUGGAAAAGGAAAAGGCAAAACUGUCCACUGAACUUUCUGAUGCUCUUCGUAAACUUGGAUCUGUAGAAGUUGAGCUUGCCAGCCAUCAAAAACAGGAAAUCGAAUUGAAGCAAAAGCUACAAGAGGAACAAAAUCAUGCUGAAGAGCUGGAUGGAAAACUUAGUGCUUUAAGAAAAAAAUUAGAAUCUGAGAGUUCAUCAUCUACAAACAUACUUCAGACAGAAAUAAAGGAACUAUCUGAGGAAAAAACUGUUUUGAACUCUCAAAUAAAAUCCUGGGAAGAAAAAUAUGCUAAACUAAGCAAAGAUCUAACGGGAAAAAAUAAAGAAUUGCAAACUUUGCAGGAACAAAUAGAUAGCGAUACAGCUUCAAAGGUGUCCUCAAAUAAUGAAGAAAUUGUUGCUUUGAAAAGGAAGUUGCAAGAAGCUCUAGCAGAAAAUGAUGCUCUAGUAUCAAAGUAUAAAAAUAUGGCAACAGAGCAUUCUGCCACAAUGAAAUCUGAAUCCUUGCUGAAAGAAAAAGUGAUCGCUCUUGAAGGAGAACUUCAAAAUGCAUUACCUUGGAAAGGAAAAUAUGAGGUCUUUUAUCGGAAAACUUUGCAAAUGAAAGAAAAUUAUGAAAGCGUAAUGAAAAAGCUGGAAGCGGAACUACAGCAGGCUCAAUCUUCUGUAGCGUCAACAGAAUCUCCUGAUUUUUCUGGAGAGAUUAAAAGAAUGAUGAAUAUCUUAUAUAAGCUGUUGCAAGGAAAGUUUGAACCUUCGUCAUCUUAUUCUGGUACCCAAGUGUUAGAAACAACAUUACAAGCAAUAAGAACCUUAACUGUUCAGAUGCUGCAAAGGAAAGGAAAAAGAUCAGAUACGAUUGCCAAGGAAGUAGAAUCUACUGCCACUAAUGUGUCGAGUAUGAAUGCCGACAGUAAUGAAAAUUUUACUGUUGAGAACUCUGUUUCAAAAGAUAACCCUCCUGAAGCAGUCUCUCUUGUGCAAGAUAACGGUGUUGCCCCCUUGUCCAAUGAGCUUCCUGUAGAGAAUGAAACUAAAGUAGCAGCAACAGGAGGUGCUGAAGAAAAAUCUUCCGUAAAUCCUGAAAAUAGUGUCUCAGAUAGUCAAAUAACUGAAAAUAAAGUAGAAAAAAGUGAUUCAGCGAUUAGUGAUUCAAAUGACGAACUACUGCAAAACCACAUAGUAGACUCUCAAAAUGAAGAAUUAGAAAAGUCUAGUGUAAGUGAAGAAUCAUCAAAAUCUGAAAAGGAGAAAACUGAGGAAAGUAAAACAAUUAGUCAAUCUCGAGAAUCUCCUGAUCAGCUUUCUGCAGCUAACAUUCCUGAUACUUCUAAUUCUGUCAACACCAAGGUAUUAGAUGAGCCUUCUGAUUUGCAUGCUUAUUAGUUGUUGGCUAAGGUUUGGAGACCUCAGCCCCCUCCUCUAUUUGACGAUGAUUCUGAAGAGGAUGACGACGAUUGGCUCAAAUAGUUAUUUAUGAAAUUUACCUAUAUAUAGUUCACAAUUUAUUUCAAUUCUAUUUAUAACAUAUGAAUAUAUUAAUCCUUAUUUUUG